Messenger RNA from Vitis riparia (riverbank grape), 1047 nucleotides. Its product is annotated as WAT1-related protein At5g64700-like. Gene Ontology annotation, cellular component: plasma membrane. The coding region runs from base 1 to 1047 and encodes 348 amino acids. The record is from RefSeq and is a predicted model, not a curated record. Gene Ontology annotation, molecular function: transmembrane transporter activity. The transcript has 7 exons. Lineage: Eukaryota; Viridiplantae; Streptophyta; Magnoliopsida; Vitales; Vitaceae.
AUGGAGAUGAAGAACUUGUUCAUGGCUUCACGUCCGGUUCUGGCCAUGUUACUAUUACAGGCCUUGGGUACAGCAAUGCAACUACUUCUGAAAGUUGCAUUGAACAAAGGUGCCUUUGUUUACGCUUUCGUGGUCUAUCGUCAUGCUAUUGCUACUGUUUGUGUUGCACCCCUUGCUUUCUUCUUUGAAAGGAACAAAGAAAAGAAGCUGACUUUUGAAGUUUGGUUUUGGCUCUUCAUGAAUGCAAUAACCGGAGUAACAAUGGCAGUGGGGCUAUUUUACUAUGGUGUACGAGAUACCACUGCGACAUUUGCUUCCAAUAUGAUCAAUUUAGUUCCCAUUAUUACCUUUGCUUUCUCCACUGUUUUUGGGAUUGAGAAACUGCUAUUGAAAACCAAGGCUGGUAAGAUGAAAAUUGCAGGGACAAUCAUUUGCUUAGUCGGAGCAUUAAUUACUAUUUUGUACAAGGGAAAAUCAUUCCAUAUUGGACAUGUUCACAUGUUGGAGAAUAGCAUCAUAAAAAAAAGGACACAUUGGGCUCGUGGGACGGUGAUGCUUCUGUCUAGUUGCUUGUCACUUGCAAUUUGGUAUAUAGUUCAGGUUGAGUUACUCAAAGUAUUUCCAUUAAAAUAUUGGGGAACGAUGUUAACAUUUAUUAUAGCUGCAGCACAAUCAACUGUGAUGGGCUUAUGCUUAAAUAGAAGCAAGGCUGCUUGGCAGCUAGAAUGGAAUCUGCAACUAGCCACAAUAAUCUAUUCAGGAGCAGUGGUGACACCUGCAAUUUUCCUCUUGGUUUCUUGGACAGUUAAAAAGCGAGGCCCCACUUUCCCCUCUGUGUUCAACCCCCUCGCACUAAUUGCUGUGGCAUUUUCAGAAGCUCUCAUUUUUGGUGAAGAGAUCAGCCUCGGGAGCUUGCUGGGCAUGUCUAUAGUUAUAGCUGGUUUGUAUUCCUUUCUGUGGGGAAGGAGACAGGAGCCAGUAGUCUUGCCUCGACCAAGUGGGGCUGCAAGAGAAGUAUCACGAGUUCCUGAAUCUGCAGGGCUGUAA